Messenger RNA from Coffea eugenioides, 2757 nucleotides. RefSeq names its product protein FAR1-RELATED SEQUENCE 11-like. Gene Ontology annotation, molecular function: zinc ion binding. NCBI's taxonomy places the organism in Eukaryota, Viridiplantae, Streptophyta, Magnoliopsida, Gentianales, Rubiaceae. Gene Ontology annotation, biological process: regulation of DNA-templated transcription. The transcript has 4 exons. Bases 331 to 2586 code for a protein of 751 amino acids. The record is from RefSeq and is a predicted model, not a curated record.
GAGCCAUCAGUACCCUUUCAACCGCCGCGCUCCGCCGCUACCCGCCACCGUCAAAAACCUCAAGUUGCAAUUGUUCAGCCUUUCCUGCACCGCCGACGAGAACCCUUUUCUCCUCCGUGGACUCCCAACCACCUCGAGCUCUUCAGCACUACCAAAUCCGAGGCAAUUGUGGAAAACUAUAAAUCUUAGGUUCCUUUAUGGUCUUAAAUGAUAUCGGUGAAAAUGGUGCUUCUUGAUAGUGGCUGUUAUUUUGGCUGGGUGUGCCCAUCUUUAUUGUUUAAAAACUUAGCAUGUCAUUACAAUAUCUAAGGUCUUAUUUUCUUCUAAAAGAUGCCUGAUAUUGUAAGCAUUGUGAAAGAGAAUUCUGAAAAUGGCACCGACUCUUCUCAAGAUGAUGUUGGUGCCAUUGAGGAGAUGCCUGAGGAUACUAUUUUGUCACGCCAAACAUCCGUGAACCUUGUCCCAUUCAUUGGCCAGCGGUUUGUCUCACAAGAUGCUGCCUAUGAAUUUUAUUGUAGUUUUGCAAAGCAAUAUGGCUUCUCUAUCAGGCGUCAUCGCACCCGUGGAAAAGAUGGUGUGGGAAGGGGAGUUACAAGAAGGGAUUUUGCCUGCCAUCGGGGUGGGUUUCCUCAGUUAAAACCCUCUGAGGAUGGAAAAUUACAAAGGAAUCGAAAAUCAUCCCGCUGUGGAUGUCAAGCUUAUAUGAGGAUAGUUAAAAGAAUGGACUUUGAUGUCCCUGAAUGGCGUAUAACUGGUUUUAACAAUGUCCACAACCAUGAACUCUUGAAAUCAAAUGAGGUGCAGCUGCUACCAGCCUACUGCAUGAUAUCUGCUGAUGAUAAAAGUCGUAUUUGCAUGUUUGCUAAAGCUGGGAUGUCAGUCAGACAAAUGCUACGGUUAAUGGAGUUAGAAAAGGGUGUUAAAAUUGGUUGUCUUCCAUUCACUGAGAUUGAUGUGAGGAACUUGCUGCAAUCCAUCAGAAAUGUGGAUCAUGACAAUGACCCCAUUGACCUUCUCAAGUUAUGCAAGGAGAAGAAAGACAAAGAUCCAAACUUCAAAUAUAACUUUAAGAUAGAUGCUAGCAACAGGUUAGAGAACAUUGCAUGGUCAUAUGCUUCAUGUAUUAGGUUGUAUGAUGCUUUUGGAGAUGUCUUAGUAUUUGACACGACUCACCGCUUGGAUGCUUAUGAUAUGCUUCUUGGGAUCUGGAUUGGAGUGGGCAAUCAUGGAAAGACUUGCUUGUUUGGUUGUGCACUUCUUCGAGAUGAAAACAUGCAAUCUUUCUCAUGGGCUUUGAAGACAUUUUUGAGCUUCAUGAAUGGUAAAGCUCCGGGGACCAUUUUGACUGACCAAAACAUGUGGCUUAAAGAAGCGCUGGCCGCUGAAAUGCCAAGGACCAAGCAUGCAUUCUGCAUCUGGCAUAUCAUCUCAAAAUUUUCUGACUGGUUCUCCACCUUACUUGCAUCACAGUAUGACAAGUGGAAAUCUGAGUUCCUUCGGCUUUAUAAUUUGCAUUCGGUUGAUGAAUUUGAAGUAGGAUGGAGACAAAUGAUGGACAGUUAUGGACUCCAUGGAAAUAAGCACGCAGUCAGUUUGUAUGCCUUGCGUAUGUUCUGGGCACUGCCAUACUUGAGAACUUACUUCUUUGCAGGGAUGACAAAUACAAUACAUUCAGAGUCGAUAAAUUCCUAUAUCCAACGAUUUCUCAGUGCACAAUCUGCAGUUGACAAUUUUGUGGAGCAGGUUGGAGCAGUUGUAGAUGCUAAAGAUCAACCAGGUGGAAAACAAAAGAUGCAGCAGAAGGUGCAGAAAGGUUUGCUUAUAACAGGUUCCCCAAUUGAGUUGCAUGCUGCCAAUAUUCUCACACCAUAUGCCUUCAACAAACUACAAGAGGAACUUGUCUUAGCACCACAAUAUGCAUCCCUUAUGGUAGAUGAGAGUUACUUCAUUGUCAGACACCAUACCGAAAUGGAUGGAGGGUGCAAGGUUUUAUGGGCUCCCCAUGAUGAGUUCAUUAGCUGUAGCUGCCACCAUUUCGAGUUCACAGGCAUCCUAUGCAGACAUGUUCUCCGUGUUCUGUCAACAAACAACUGUUUUCAUAUUCCUGAUCAGUAUUUGCCCCUGCGAUGGCGUGAAGUCCUAUCAGCAUCUUCAAAGGCCCCUUCUUCCUCAUCAGGGGACCAUCCGGGAAAGCUCCAUUUGUUUCAGUCGUUGAUUUCAACACUUAUUGCAGAAUCAAUUGAGACAGACGAACGCCUUGAUGUUGCUUGUGAGCAAGUUGAUUUUAUUUUGGCACGGAUCAAGGAAUUACCGGGACCAUCGAGUGGUACUAAAGAAAUCCCUUGUGACAGCCCUUCCGACUCGCUUAUUCUUCCAGAAGUUGAAGAUUCUGACUGUGUGGCUCAAAGUUCUGCUUAUGAAUCUAUGAUAAAACUGAAAGAGAGAAGAUCCAGAGAUGGACUAGACUUUUACAGCAAGAGAAGACGAUGUUCAUUUUCUUGCUGUGGCCACUUUGGUCAUGAUGCCAAUGAUUGCCCUUUGAUGGGAAGUGAUGAUUUGAAUGGAGAUGGCCUAGGAUUUUUGUAGGUGAAAUGUCCAAAAAAUAAAAUAUAUGUAAUGAUAGUUUUUCCAGAAAAAAGUGUGAAGUUGGUUGUUCACACUAUUCAGUCUAAUGCACAAUUGGACACACGUUGCGCAAAAUUUGAACUUUGUACCUUCCAGGAUUAAAAAGUAACCACCUUCUAGGAUUAAAAAGUA